Molecule: messenger RNA, 625 nt
Organism: Nicotiana attenuata
Lineage: Eukaryota; Viridiplantae; Streptophyta; Magnoliopsida; Solanales; Solanaceae
Product: monothiol glutaredoxin-S6-like
Exons: 1
Coding region: 100-408 (102 amino acids)
Source: RefSeq, a predicted model, not a curated record
UCUUGCAGCCUUCACAACUUCUUUAAUUUCCACUUCACCAAAAGCUAUAUAAAUCUUGGCAUUUUGCCAAUAAACUCAUUAUUUGUUGAACUUAUAAACAUGGAUAUGGUGAUGAAGUUGGGAGCAACAAGCCCUGCGGUGAUAUUCGCCAAGAGUAGUUGUUGCAUUUCUCAUAGCAUCGAAACACUAAUCCGUAGUUUUGGAGCAAACCCUACCGUUUACGAGCUCGAUAGACAUCCAAAUGGGAAGCAAAUAGAGAAGGCUCUAAUUGAACUAGGGUGUCAGCCAAGUGUGCCAGCAGUUUUUAUAGGGAAUGAGUUUGUUGGUGGUUCUAAUGAGAUCAUAAGCCUUAAUGUGAGAAGCAAGCUAAAACAAUUGCUUAUGAGGGCUAAUGCCAUUUGGGUAUAGAAAUAGCAACUCUACGAGUUUUGAUAGUAAUUAAACUAACCACUUAUGGAGAGUCUUUUAGCUUUCUUUGGAUGGUUGUUUCUUCUCCCAUUUUUCUUCUUGAUGUAUUAAUAAAGUUAUAAUUAUGGCAAUAGUCAUUUAUGCAAUAUAAUGGCGGUUUUGUUUGUUCACUGGUGAUGAUCACAUGAAAUUAGAAGUAAAUAACAAUGAGAAUCUU